AUGAGGCGUUUCACAUCACAUACAUUAGGACCACCGGCCUGUCGUCAUAGUAGAAAGAAACAAAUAGGCAAGCACUUGACCACAGAUCACCUGAUGGUAAGCAAUGCAAUGGUCUUAGAUGGAGCGUGCUUGCCUAGAAGGAACCGAUUCACUCUUGACUUGAAGAGUCCCAGGUUGUAUUUGUCCGGAAACAGCGAGUCCGUACUUCCCAGGUUGUAUGAUAGUGGAAAGGGGACGACGGAAUUAAGUCAUGUAAUUCCGAUGCACACUCGCCGAAAUGUAACCGAUAGAAGACCGAUAGACCAGUCACUUUGCGGCGAUGCUCAAGACUUUGUAAUCUCUUUUCUAAAGAGCGUCGCUUCCAAUGAGCCUCUUGGCGCGCCUAUCGAUGGUCUCCAACGCUUCAAGCUGCUACCCGAUGCCGCCUGCAUGACACAAGCCAGAAAUCCGCAUCGAGGAGUGGAGCAACCGCUUCGAUCUAACCUCACUAGCGGCGACACCGAACAUCGUGGCGGAACACGGCUAGGGCGCUUGGCGUCACGGCUUUAUUCGGUCUGUGUGUCUGUAGUGAAUGGGUUAGAUGAAUUUUGUAUGUCUGGUAUUGAUGUUAAUGAAAACGAAUCUAUUGAUGCAACGAGGAUAAAAAGGGAAGGAGUCCCGGAAAACAGGGACUUGACAGUUCUACUCGUUAACGACCACAAGAGAAACGACAACUCGAGGACUGGGAGGUACCAUAGCGUUAAACCACUAAUUGGUCUUCUCACGUCCACGACUCGGACAUUUAUCCAAGACGGUGUGACCACGGAGUUUGCCACCCAAAUUCUCGGCACCACACUAGAUAACGGCCGGAUCUACGCUCAGCUUCUAACUAAAUCAUCUUUAGUACUUUAUAAUAAACCGUCAAAUGUAGAUGAUCCUGUUAUUGUAAAACCAACACGAAUACAUUCAGAUUUCGAUGGACAAUGGAACGUCAAGCAAGAUUUGGGCUUCAUAGAUACAGACAAAUUUAUUCUUAAAAAUACUGAUUAUUUAGCACCGAGCAGCAAGAUGGACAUUGUGUACGCCAGUAAACCAGAGCCAGAAAAUGUAAAAUAUUGGAGUCCACCAUCAUCGCCUGAGCAUAUUGAAAAUCAAAUAUUAAAUGAACCUACCGCACGUAGAGUGCAAACUGUAAAAGAAAUUCCACGAUACGUUCAUAAUGAAGCACUAAACUUUCUUGACGGUCCAAUUAUAGAUAGCGAUAAGAAAUUAGACUUUGUGGUUAAGCCAUCUAUUUUAGAAACUGUUAAUACGUUACAUAGACAAAAUAAAGCAUAUGAGCCAGUCACUGAACCUAUCAAAGUAGAGCCCAAUCCUAUUAAAGAAGAUACAAUAGAUGACUCGAAUAUUGUCAAAGUGAAACCCGAUUAUGAUUUACCGACUUUUACUAUUAAAAAUGAGUUUUCUCCUAUUUUUUAUUACAUUGAUAACGUUGAGUCGAAGAAUUCACAGCUGCAACAUGCUCAACAAACGAAACUUCCUAAAAAACUAUUUGGUCAAAAAAGUGAACCACGACCAAAGAAAACUUUUACCUAUUCCGGCUUUGCAGAUUUCACAACGGUUGUUGGCGACACUGUAAUUAUCUUUUCUCCCAAUACGGAAGUUAGUAGACCACAAGAUCCCAAUGAGGUAAACGUAUUUCCUUCAGCUAGGCCAGUUGAUAAAUUGAACUCUAAAAUCACUUUUCUUGCUGCUGACAUUCCGGUUGCAUCUUCAACUUAUAAAGCCCAUGAUAUAAAUUCUGCUUCUAGUAUUACUACACCAGGUUUUGAGCAAAAUUCCGAGUCACCUAUAUUUACUGAUGACGAAAGCUUACAAAAGGUAAAAUAUGACGUCAGUAAUAUUCCAGAUAGCAUAAAUAUUCAUCAUAAUAACGGUUUCAAUCUAAAUUUAGAUGUUAUUCAGCCAUCUGAAACUAUGAUACCUGUUACAGAGAGUACACAGCUUACUGAGGAUUUGGAUGUCAUACCUCUGAAAGAUUCUAGUUCUCAAGCGACUGAACCACUCACUCUUUUAAAUCCAUCUUCCACCAUUAUUGAAACUUCUACUGAGUCUGUUGUUACUGAAGCUAAUACAAGUGAAUUAUUUACCAAUUCUGAAGAAGAAUCAGAAAAUACUGCUGCAGAGGUUACAGAGAAACCCGAAGAGGAGGAGGAAGAAGAAGAAGAAGAAGAUGAUGAAGGAGAAAAUACUACUGAAACUGAGCAAGAUAUGAUUACUACUACUGAAAGUGGUCAUAGCGAGGAAUCAUCAGAAGAAUUGGAAGCAACGACUGAGACAAAACAUGAUACUUACGAGGACGUUAUUUGCACUGAUGGCUUAGAAACAAUGUCAACCAUGACCACCGAAUACAAAACAUUGACUUAUUUAACCACUUAUUUUAUACCUUUAGAAAGCACAGAAACUACUACAUCAGUUAAGUCAGAUGUUGUUGUUGAAAGUAAUGUAGGGUAUCUUACAAAUGUCGUUUGUAGAAGCAAUCUAAAUAUUGAACCUACUGCAGUCAUAUCUUUAAAUGCUCAGUCAUCAAUAGUUACUAAUUUAGAAAUUCCGGAAAUUAUUUCACAUGAACCUGCGAGUGAAACACCAACUGGAACGGAAAAAGUUACAGAAAAAAAUUCAAUAUCCACAGAAGUAAUGGAAGAUGAGGUACACUCUACUCAAUUACAAGAAGAAAUUAAACUAACAACGAUUAAAGAAAGUAACAUCAGUUUGUCUGAUAAUACGUCUGAAGAUGAAAAUGAGCCAACGACUGUUACUUCAUCAGUAAUAACUUCAGAGCAUAUUUCCACCAGUCAAAGUCAUGAAGAAGUUGAUUUUAAUACAGAACGUUCAACUACAACGACCGAAGAGCCCAUUUCGGAAGAAGAAGAUAUUCCAGUGAGUGAAAAUGAAAUUGAUCUUAUCUACAAAACACUUUACACCACUUACACUUACUUUACGACCUUUUUCGGUGAUCAAACAUCUAGCGUAGCCAGUCACAAAUCGGUGAUCACAAAUAUAAUUACAUCUACUAUAGAUCUUUCAAAAUUGGACCCAACUUUAUUAGGUGCAUUCAAUGAAGAUGAAAUAGCUCCAACAAGUGUUGGUAUUGGACGUCCGACAGAAACAUUUGCAAUUAAUAGCAUAAUUGAUUUAGUUAAAAAUAAAGAUGUAAUAGAGUCAGUCGAAAGUGCCGAUAUAUAUACUUCACAAACACCUACACCAUACUUAGGUGAUGAUGUUAUAACUAGCAUUAAGCCAGAUGCCGUAAAGACUUAUUUUACAACUUACACUUUCUUCACAACUAUUUACGUGGGCAGUGAUGCUAAUGUUUGCAGCAGAAGUGAAGUUUACACUAACUAUGUUGGUCCCGAAGAACUCAUACCUACAAAAAGCAAUCCAUUAGCUACAGAAAAUACACGAGCACAGUUUGAUUUUAGAAAUUGCAAACAAGUAAAAAUGGAAGCUCCAGUUAACAUAGAAGAAAAUUCUUCUGUAGAAAGUAGCGUUAGUAUGGAACAGUAUGAUGAUGAAUCAACUGUAGAAAAGAAAGAUAUAACUCCACAACCCAGCCCACUUGAAGUUGAUAUGUUAUUUAGUAUUGAAUCAAAUCCUUUGGAGUCUGAAAACACUUAUGUAACCGAUGUUAAAUCAUCUUCCUCUAGAGGUGAGAGGAAAUUACUUGACAAUAACAAUAUUUUGGAAGAUCAAAUUAGUUCAGAGAGUAACAUUGAAGAAAUAAUGCCAUCUCCUACUCUUUUAUUACAGACUAGUUAUACAACAUUUACUUAUUUUACUACCAUGUAUAUAGGAAAAGAUUCCAGUAAAAUAAAAAGUCGUUUGGAAACAAUAACAAAUGUGGUAACAGAAACAAUCAUGCCUAAAAAAGAGCCAGAAGAAGAAAAUAAUUUACCUAUAACUUAUUAUACCACAUUCACCUACUGGACAACUCUUUACAAAGAUAAAUCAACUACUAUAACCAGUAGAGAAGAAAUUGUCUCUAAUGUUGUAUACCCAACCGUUCAGUUACUACCAACCGUGAGCCCAAUCGAUACAACUCCAAUCGACAUUGAUAGUGUGUUACCGCCAAAGGAAUUAGAAGUUGAAUUAAAACCAUCUUUAGUAGACGAUAGUUUAGAACAAGACGAUGGCAAAGCCACUUUCUACACCACUUAUACUUACUUUACAACUUUCUACGCUGGAAAUACAUCUGAAAUCAGAAGUAGUUUAGAAACUGUUACUAAUAUUGUUGACAAUACUAAGGUAGUUGAAGAUAACCAAUUAGGACGCAAAGUACCAUCUGGAUCGGCAGAUAAAAAUCUCAUCCAAGAUAACGUUGAGAAACCAAAAAUAAUUCCGACAGUGGUCAAGGAAGAAAUUAAGCCUACUGCGUUACCUGAUACGAGUUCUAUACCACCGACUGUUCUUUUAGGUACUUAUAUCGACAAUCUUUUUGCUGAAGUAAAACCUAAUGAUAGUACUCCAACACCUGAUUCUAAUCCAAAAGUAAUAUAUUCACAAGUAGCCGUUAUUUCUGGAGAUUCAACGGUCGUCACAAGUGAUAAUAAGACUUUAAAUACUGAAUCAACUACUCCUGGUACUACGACAACCUCUGGACCGUCUACAAGUACAGAAGAAACUAUCAUUAAUGCUAGUCCUGAUGUAAUAGAAAGUUCUGUUGCCGAUUCCGAAACUACGACAGAAACAAGACCAGAAAUCGAAGAAGAAGAUAUUUCAAACACAAGAAAAAAGAGCAGACUUUCAUUCACACCAAAGAAACCAACAUUUACUCCAGUAAUAAUACCAUUUGCUUCAAGAAACAGACCUACGUUUAAUCCUAAAAGGCAACCUUUGCCAAGUAGUGCAACCACAAUAACACGCUUAGAUGCCCCUCCUACGAUUACAGCUACUCCAACAUUGAAGUCUGUUAGACCGUCCGGGUUUGGAGCCAAUCGGAAGCAAUCAGCAUCGCCUGGAUUGUCAAGUCAAGGUCGUAGAUUUUCAGGUCGAAGCUCUUCCUCUUUAUUGUCAUCUAAUAUACCUUCUCCAUCUAGAGCUGGUGGGUUCCCAAGAGGAAGUAUUCAGCCUACAUCAAGAAGGACAGGAUUUAGAUCAAGCUCAAUAAGGAGUAAUAGUUUGGACUAUGCAAGCAGAUCAGCAAUACCUAAGAUUCGGCCAAGUGCCUCAUCUAGAUUGAGUAACAACAGAGUAUCGUCAUCAUUUAUUCCUGGAUUCAGACCAAAUCAAAAUGAUGCUGAAACAUUAGCCACACAACAAGAGGAAAGCGCAACUGAGCCUUUAGAGGAAGUGACUGAAUCUGCAGUAAAAACCACUAAUAAUCCAUUGUUAAGAUUUAGAAGACCUCCAUUAGUUAGGCAACCAGGGACUGCUAUUAUACCACGUUCUACCACACCUCCUUCUAGAAGAAUAGCAACUACUCGUGGCCGAUUGACUACAACUACAAGACGAACGACAACAAGAGCAACUUCUAACCCUCUACUGGCACUACGCAGACAAAGACCAAAUGCUUUAUUCCCUCGAAGAAAUCUCUUUAGACAACCUGAGCCAGAACCAGAAGAGGAAAUUAAAGAAAAUGAACAAAAUGUUGACGAAAGCGAAGAAUUGCUUGAAGAGGAGGAAGACUUUGAAGAAGACAAUGACUACGAUUCUUCUGAUAGAAAAGAACGACAAGUUGAAACUCCAUCUACGGAAACUCCGAAAAGAAAUAUAGUUUCGAUUAGGCCAUUUUCGUUUAAAAGACGUACAAAACGUCAAGUUGAUUAUGGGAAUAGGAAAUAUACUAAUUUUCGUAGACCUGGUUCAAAAGCAGUAACACGUCGUCCAGAACCCGAUCCAGAAACGGAACCACCGGCGCCUUCCACACAAAAAAAUAGACCUGGUAGGUAUAAGGGCCGUACUGUAAGUAAUACGAGAACAACUACAGCAUCAGCACCGAAAUCAUCAGCUAGGCAACCAUUCAUAAUUCGAGGAGAGAGUAGAACUACUACAACGAGUCCCGCAUACAGAAAAGCUAAGUCUUCACGGGCAUCGUCAAGGGCUACUACGUUGUCUUCUAGACCUAAAGCACCAAGGCUUACUGUUAGUAGAAGUGGUACAGAUAGACCAAGGUCUAGUAGUUCACGUACUACCAGCAGGUCACGUACACGUACUACUACAGGAAGAGCAUCAAGCAGACAGAGAAAUUCUUUUGAAAAUACCAGUGGUGAAAGAUAUAAUCUAAAUUAUCUAGCCAACGAUGGUAAGAUCACUGUUACACACCAAAUACCUACUGAAGUAACAAUACCUGUUGUGAAUGGGAAGAUGACAGAGUAUAAAAAUGUGUUGUCUGCCACUCCAAGUCUGGAAACCUUGUUAAGAAAUCAAAUUUCAACAACACUAGGUCCUCUUGGAAAUCAACAGCUAGUGCUAGCUCAUGAAGCCACAGAUGUGGCUGACAACGGUGCUACUAAGAUUAUAAGAUACAUUUUACAUGAAACUCCUACUACUACUGUCAUAUUUACCCCAACAACUAUUAGAGGGCGGAAGACAUCUUAUUCACAUAUAAUACCCAGUACUGUUUAUAAUGUUGAAGCUGUUACGCAGACUGUUGCUCCUGAGAUUGGUGCAAAUGUUCCGUUGGCUAAUUUACUAUUAUCUCAGUUACUUCUUGGUAACCAACAGCCCGCAAUAAAUCCUCUUCUUGCUCUUCAAGGACAGGCUUUAUUACCACAGCAGGCGGUAGCCCAAACACCCAUUACAGAAUACAAGACUAGAUCUACUUCUUAUGUUACCACUAUAACUGAUGCUAGGGAAACUGUUUUAUCUAUUACUUUUAAAGGUAAAGCUAUUUUAACAACUAUCGUUGAUCCUACAACUAGUGUAGUUACUGCAACUGAAUUUAUAACAGAUACAAUAGUCACAACUCCAACGGCAUUGGCACAAGCUCCACAAAUCAACUCUUUACUGUUACCUUUACUUCUUCAACAGCAACAACAACAGCAACAGGCUCUAUCCUUACAAACAGCUAAUCCAUUGUUAGGUUUAGGGCAGUCGGACUUAGGUCUACUUCCGAAUAAUAACUUAAACGUCCUGAGCAAUAACGAUAUUUACAGUAAUAGUCCAAAACCAAACAUUUUGUCUGAUUUUAAUAGUAAUGAAGAUUUUUCAGAAGAAUCUGAGGAUAGUGGAGAGGAUUUGCCCCCACCUCCGCCUCCACCAUCUCGCUCUAGGAAUAGACCGCGAACUCAGAAACCUGCUCCGACACCGAAAAUGACUAGCAUUGUAACUUUAUAUGUAUCAGGUAGACAUCCUGGCGAAUUUAGUACAGUAUUAUCUACCGUCGUAACUGAAGAUACACAGGUUGUAAGGAAACGUGAAGCUAUUUACUUUGAAGAUGUCAAAGUAUUACCUUCUCUCCUUCCUUCCGUUGACGUAUUGCCUAGUUCAGAAGCGAACACUAUUGACGAUACGAUCAUUUAUGGUACGGAAAAAUAUUUAGAGCCAACGAAUGAAAGUCAAGCAGAACUUGACUCGACUGAUAAUGAUGACAAUUACCUGGACACCUCAAGAAUCCUGAAGAAUCCUUGGAUGGUUCCAAACCUAUCUCCGCUCUUCCAACCACCUUCAAGGCCUGGCCGAGACGUAAUUGUGGAACGUCCUGGUUCUGAAGAAGAUGAGAGAAGACUGAAGAAUUUGGCAACGAAAAUAAUGUCCAACGGUGUAGAAGUCUUGGUAAAAGACAAAAAUUCCGAUGGGAAACCGGAGCAGCGUAAACUUAAACUCAUGCACAUAACAUCACCAACGCACUAUCACGUCAGCUCAUCUUUGCCUCCUAAACAAUCACUGAUAUCUUCGGCCGUGGCGACAAUAUUUAAUCAUCAACAGAUAAGCGCCAUGUUUCCGAUGCAUCAACUUAUGCAACAUAAUUACAUCAUCAAGACUUGUAUGACGACAUACACGUAUUUGACCACCGUGGUUCAAAAUAAAAGGAGUGCUAUCUCUACAUUUGAGACCAUAGUAUCAGUGGUUACUACUGAAUCGCUCACGAAUCUUUAUGCUUCAGAUGUUUUAGCAGAUAUAAAGCCAACAAAAACAAAAUACAUGGAGGUGAAGACUAUUCAACCGACUGCACCAAUAAGUGGGUUUGCGAGCAACUUACCUAAAAUUGAGAAAAGAAUAGACAACCAAGAUGGUAACAAUUUUGAUUUGAUACAACCGUCUGAAGUUGGUCAUUUUCCGUGUACAACUUCGUGUUCCUGCAGUCAUACAAAAACGGAAGGAUUGAAGACCAAGUAUACAAAUGUGGAUACUUCGAUUUCUUUAAAAUAUGGGUACAAAACAUCAAAAUACGGAGCGACCAAAUUUGACUUAAGACCAACUAAUAAAGAAUCACUUGAAAAGAAAACACAAUAUGGACCUUACGAAUAUGAAACGAGCUUAUACGUAGCGCCCACUGACAAAAUUGUUGAAAAAUAUACUGAAGUUAUGAACGAUUACUCCGAUGAAAAAGAUAGUAGUUCCGUUGAAGAAAGCGAAUUAUUAACAAAUGAACAGGCACCUUCUCCACCAAAAAAUAAACUCCCUACUAAUAAAAUACCCGAUAAAAACAAACCAGAAAAACCACAAAAACCAAACAAAAACAAAUUUGUUGUCGCCGAUUUGUUGAAACUUGGAAGCUUGGGUAUAAAAGGUUUAUCACAGUUAGCACCUGUAUUUGAAAAGAUGACUGGUGGUUUCAUAAAACGACAAGAUACGCUUAAUAAAACAACAACGACUACUACUUUGAAACCGGCUGUAAGACUAACGGCUUACAACGUGAAUAAAAGACUUGAUACCGAUUUAGAAAUGAAACCAAAUAAUUUCCCUAUAUAUAUACCUGUGGAUGAAUUGGAAACGUCUGAAUCACAAAUAGCUUUCACUAAUGCCACAUUGCAUCAAAACCUAGCUUGGGCAGCAGAACAUAAGCAACCGAAAGCACAUAUAGUUCCACCUAAAAUAAUUCAUGAAAGUCCACUGGUCAAUGGAGGAAUACCAAUUAGCCCUGGUGAGAUAAUUACAGCUAAUUCAGAUGUGAUUGUUGGAAAGCCAGCAGUAGGCGGACCAUUGACCUUAGCCGCUAGUGGAAUCAAGUUGCAAAAUCCACCUAGCCCAUCUAUUAUUGAUAGCUUUGCCGCUGGUAAUGAAGAGUAUUUAAUACAAGAAAAACCACCAGUUAGUGAACAAGCCCUAUUGGCUACCAAAAUCGAUGACUCGUUUGAUCUUAGACCACCAGAAAUUCCUCGUAUAAAAUCAAAACCAAAUAGAGUUCAGAAUUCAAGACCAAAUAUAAAUUCCCAUUUAAAUCUAAACUAUUUACCUCCAAAUAUACAUCGUGUUCCUGCUGUUGUGAAAGUUCCAAAUGACAAUUUAAUGAAAAUCGAACAUAUGAAAAAUACACAUACGAUACUGGGAAAUCAUGGUCGACCUGCAUUUCUAGAUUAUAUUCCUUCAUUAGCUAAACCAACACCAUCAGCAAUAAAACACCAUGUCGAUUUUCGACCUUUGAAUGACAUCACAACAGAAGAAAAAAUUCUAGACAAUAACCCAAGUUCUUCUGAAGUAGUGAAUACGAGAGUAAAAACAGGUAGUGAGCAUGCAAUGACAGGUAACAAUGAUUCUAGCAAACCAUUUCUAGUAGACAUUCAACCAUCAAAAGUAGCUAAUGUAUUGAUUCCUCAUGGUAGCACUACGGCUUUAGUGUUCGCAGGAUCAUCUGAGCCCCAUAAAACUGGUGACUAUGUUGACGAUCCCCUACCGUAUCCAGAACCAGGAUAUUUUGGAAGUUUUAGCAUUGAUGCUCCACAAAUGACUAACGUACAUAAUGUCGUGCCGAACAACAAUAAACAAUUUAAUUUAAAGCCUAAUAAUAACCCUUUACCACAAGAAGCUUAUAAACCUUCACCACCAUUAUAUAAAGAUCAACCUUUUAAGAACGAUUUAAAAAUGAAAUGGAAGGAUUCAAAACUCCCGUAUGAUUUUAAAAUACCCUCACCUAUUAGCAAUCAGGAAACACAUGUUCAGGUGGGACCUCAUAUAACUGUGUACAAUCCAGACAUAUAUCAUUUAAAUAAUAAUGAUCAGUUCGAAAAAAAUAAGCCAAUGAGAGGUGAUAAACUAAAAAAUAGUAAAGAUGUUAUUGAUAAAGAAUAUGAAAAUUAUUUAGCAGUACCACCACCUCCACCACCAAUAACGCAUUUCAACACGGAUACUGUCUAUGAUAAUAAUAAGAAUAAACCUCAUAUACAAAGACCGAUUAUUCAAAACAAACCUAUACAAGAUAUGAAAGUAUUUCUUAAUAUUCAACAUCCUCGUCCAAAUACACCAAAACAUGAACAAGCACCACCAAAAGUUACUUCUGAAAUUUAUUUCGCAGCGCAAGCACCUAACAGUAAACCAACUCCAACAUAUACAAUUCACAUUCCUCCCGCGCACCAAAAUAAUUUACAUGGUAAUAAUCACUAUACUCAAAAUAAUGCACCAAAUAGAGUGCAAACUGAAGACACGAAUCAAAAUCACAUCCACGGCCCAGUCCCGACUUAUUCUUCAACCACAGUUAAUAAAACAGUGCAAACAAAUGAAAUAAACCAUAAGGAAAACACAUAUUCAGUUACCUUAAAUACUGCUACAAAUGUUGCUAAUAAUAUAGGAGAGUCGGGUCAAGUAGUUGGAUCAAGUAUUACAGUGCCUAUUGGAAUAGCACAAAAUAAUGGACAAAUUAAUACGGAUAUUCCUAUUAGCACAAAUUUUGCGAUAAGGGUAGAAGAUGAUUCAGUACCAUUUGAAUCUUAUCAUCAGCAAAAUCAUGAUACUGUAUAUGAAAAACCAGAUACUAGUCAUACUAAUAUCAAUGUUGGCGAUAAUAGAUGGAACAAGAGUACAAGUGAUAAAACAGAUAUAAAUUACCCUAGUUUAGUAAAAGAGAGUAGUUUUACUAAGCAAACUAAUAAAGAGGAGAAGAAUAUCAUAUUAUCAUCCCAAAAUAGUCACGCUAAUUUUCCUAUGAUUAACGAUUAUGGUUCAAUAGGAAAUUCCAAUAAUGAUGAUAUCAAGCCAGUUACAGAAUAUUCACAAGAAGUGACAGUAAAUAGUCAGCAGAGGCCUGCCAAAGUUAUUCCAAAUAUACCCACAAAUUCUCAUGGGUGGUAUUCUAGUGUUUUGGCAAAUGAUAAUACUUUAAGUCACAUUAACAAUAUUAGAGUAGACGCAACUACACGAAAAGCUAUACCAUUGUUACAAGACUACAACAAAGAUGGAAUUCCCAAAUUUGGUCAAAAAAUUUCCAGUAUAGGAAAACCUCCAGGAUUUUGGCCUCAGAAUCCAAUCACCAAGCCAGAACUUGUUAACUUUAGCAUUGGAAAGCCAUUCAGUAAACCAGAAACAGAAAAAACAAGCAUAAGUACCGCAAUACAUGCCAAUAACGCUAACUAUGUACCUUAUAAUUUUAACUUAGGAUCUAUAAAACAACCAGCUUACGAUAUACCUAUAAGAGAUAAUAGUGAGGAAACUACUACAGCUAAGUUUAUAAAAAUCACAACCGAAAGAAUGAAACAAGUUUAUGAAAAUUCCGAAGAGAUUUAUGACGGAGAAGAGGAACUUGAAAGUGAUGGUGAAUUGGAUGGUGAAGUAAGUCAAGAAUCCAUGAAAAUACCAGUUGUUAGCUCAUCAAGUGAAGCAGACAAUCUUUCUAAAUCUACGACUGAGUUAACAUUAUUGCAGGAAGAAGUAAUGGAAACAUCUAAUCAAACUACAAAAGAUGGAUAUUAUGAUAACAAGGACAAGUCCGUGCAACUUGUAGAUUUUAACCCAGGAACACAAACUGAAAAGCCGUUUAAGCCUUUAAAUAAAUCGAAUGCUUACCAAUCAAAUGCAAUAAAACCGAUAUAUGCCGAAAGUCCAUAUACAAAACCAAGGCCAUUUACGAUUAAUACAGCAAUAACGUUGGAUCACCAACUGCAACAGCCUCAUUGGCAAAUAAAUCAAUUAAUGGAAAAUUCAACAAAUAUGUCCUAUGAAGAGAAUUUGGAACUCAACAUUGGUGAAGAAAUCAAUACAGAAUCUUCAACAACAAAACAAACCCCAACAACAAAACGACUAACUUCAACAAAUCGGCCUCCAUCUACGCAAAGGAUUCCACCUUUCCGAUACUCUCAACCCGACACAAAAUAUAAACGCCCAGCGAGACCUAUUUUCGCCCACCCCAAAAAUAUAUCUUUACCUAAUGAAUCAAAUAUUAUUACAUCUACUGUUCACAUACAAGAUAAAAAACCAUUAAUAGUAGAAAAAGUUUCAGAAAAAUCUACCAUAUCUCCGUACAAUCUAGAUUUAAAUAGAUCGUCCAGUGAAAUAAUUGAUUUAUCUCCUCCUCCGCCUACAAUGGAUUAUAAUUUUAAACCUUCAACAAAUGAUGAAAUUAUAAUGGGAAUGAGCCCACCUCCACCAAGAACACCUCCAGCAAUAAGACCAGUAACGAGAUCACCAGUUACGUCUCGGCCUGUUCAACCAGCGAGAACACCACCACCAUACAGAACCAAACCACCAAGGACAAUGCUUCCAAAAGUACCAAGUACUCAAAGACCCCUGAGAAAACCUACUACAUACAGACCGGCAUUUGAUUUUACUUUUAACUUUCUUUCUACUCAGUUGCUGCCUCCUCCAAAAGAAAUGCCAACACAAGUCAUUGUGAAUGAAAUGCCUAGUCCAACAAUCAGUGCCCCAAGUAUUCCAAAUGUUGUUUUCCCAUCUCCAGUUUCCUCGGGAUGGUUAACGUCAUCUGGUGUCGAAUUUUCAUCUAGUUUUAAUUUCGGUCCGUCAUCUAUACAAUUUCCUGAAGUUGUAGAGUCAGCUAAAGUAUCCGAAACAAUUCAGACACCACUUCCAGAGAGCUCUUUUUCAUCUGAAAUGGAGACAUCCUCCGAAUAUAUUGAAGUAACAAGUUCUGAAAAACCUAUAACUGAAGAAAAAAUAUCUUUAACUUCCAAGGAAGUAAGUACCGAGCCUACUACUAAAACGUCUAUUUCAAGUGAAAAUAUAAGUGAUUCUAUUGUUGAUGAAUCCAGCGAGGAAAAAGUGACUACUGAUAAAAUGAAAGUUAUUCCCAUAAACAAUAAAAAUAGAACUCGUAAACCAUAUCCUGUUCGUAAUGAAGACAAGAAAACAUCUAACAGUAAAUCAAAAUGGCCUUCUAUAGCAACACCUAUAAUAAAGCCAACGAGGACACAUUAUCGGCCAGAUUUAACAUAUCCAACAAGACACGUAUCUACUAGAAAAAUUAUAAGACCUAUACCAACACGUGCUUCUCUAGAUACUAUUUCUCAAGUUACAUCUUCAAGUAUUUUAGAAAGCUCUGAAACAUUUAUUGACGAAACCAUAUUAAAACCUACAGACAUUCUUCACGACUCUAUGUUACCAUCGAUUUCUAGGUUAGACAUAUCAAGCUUUGUAGAAAAAACAAGUUCGAACACAAUCACACCAAGCUUAGAUGAAGUACUUUCGAAUGUUAAGCCAACACAUCAUGCUGGUAAUGAAAUUAAAAUAACAGACGAAGUUUUACCUACAAAAACUGAAUUUAAAACGACGGUCGUCACAUUGACAAAAACUCUAUCCGAGCCACCUAAAAUCAUUUCAAGUAUAAAUUAUGUCAAUCUAACACAUACUUUGACUGUUACUCACACUAAAACUAGUCUUGUUAGUCAAUCAGAGGGUGCUGUAACACAAACAUUAGUUUUAACAAAUACUCACACGUCUACUGUAGUAGAUAUAGUAACAGAAGUUCAUACGCAAGUACAUCCGACAACGAUAAUAGAAACAGUGACGAAACAUAUUCCUGUACCGCAAGUUGAAUCUACUAGCGUCAAAGAAGUACCGCUUCAUACAAAAUUACCUCUAGAUGAUAUUUCUAUGUCCUAUGAAGACACCGACAACUUAAUAUCAAAAGAUAAGGAAACUACAGAGAACGUGCAAAAGAUAGACGCUGAAAGUGAAAGUGAUAAUGAUACAUUCUUCGUUGUUAUGAAUAAGUCUCAGAAUGGUGGCCAAGCACCUCCAAUCAGCACUGACAUUGAAACUGGAGAUUACGAUGGGGUUACAAGAAAUGAACAAGUGAAUAGUAAUGGUGUAUCUCAAGUACUAUUUGGAGAAAUACUUCUUGCUGGAACACCUUUCUUAGAGACCACUAACGUUGUCAAUACUGCAGGUAUCUCUUACACUAAAGAAUGUCAGCCCGACUGCAAAGCAUCCCGUAAUGAACGUUGUCACAGAAUAGACGGUAUCAUGAAGUGUGUAUGUAGACCAGGAUUUGCCAGAAUGUUCCCAGAUAGACCUUGUAAACCAACAUAUACAUACUCCGUGAAAUUAGCUCUUGGGUCCCAAGGGAAUGAACGUCUUCAAUUCCAUGAGAGUCUUUCCGAUAACUCUAGCAAGCAAUACCAUGCUUUAGCACUCGCUACACAUGAGGGCAUUAAUAGAAUGGUGAUGCAGUCAGAUUUGAGAGACGUGUACCAUGGUGUUCAUAUUACUGGCUUCCAUCCAGUGCCUAUUAAGAAACAAGAUGGCGAUAUGUACCAGGGGGUGUUGAAUGAUUUUUAUGUACAGCUUUCUGAUAAUGCUCACGAAAGCCGUCUUAAGGAAGUAAUAGAGAAGUACUUAAGAAACAACAACUAUAGCCUCGGUGGUACUGAUGUCCAUGCAGCUGCAGACCUCGUUGAUAAAUUGGAUGUCAGCGAUUUUGAUGAGUGUACUAGUAGUCAUUUCCAUGACUGCUCCGAGCAUGCGCAGUGCUUCAAUUUGAGAGGGACAUACACUUGCAGCUGCUUAGAAGGCUAUGCUGACCUAAGCGUCAACACUUUGUACCCUGGACGGAUUUGCUCAGGUGAAUAUCGGUGCAUACCCGUGACGAUACCUUAACCUUGUUACUAUUUAAAUGGCACUGCUUUUUGUUUAUUUUAAUUUUAUAUUAUUAUAAAGGUGCUUGUAUCAAAAUUUCAGCGGAGCCUGUUGGCUGUGAGAGGUGUAACUACCACGGAGCCUGUUACUCGCGAGAUGAUAGCCGCGUACUCUGCGAGUGCUUCCAGUGGUACGCCGGCAGUUCUUGUCAGAUUAAUCUUAAAGGUAUCAAUUAUUAUUUUAAGUUUAUAACAUAUAAAAAAUAGAAUGAGUUACAUAUUUUUAAUGAAAAGUGCUUAAAAAUCCACCAGCCCCCGGGUACCCCGAGAUGGGAGUCGACCCAACAACCUUUCUCAAUCCACAAGUGCAAUAACUAUUAAGCUACUCGAGACCCAACAGGACUGAUAUAUUUUUCAAGCACUUGUUACUUUCGCUACUAGUGAGCGUAUUUUCAAAUGUUCAUCAAUAUUUAGGUAAUCAACCCAAAUAGCGAAAAGAAAUAUAUGACGACGGGUAGUCAGGAGCUAUUAUGAAGCCCAAAUAGAUCGUCUAUAUCAGAGGACUAUUUUUAAAAUAAC
Diatraea saccharalis (sugarcane borer) is the source of this 15518-nucleotide messenger RNA. The record is from the annotation of a GenBank genome assembly. NCBI's taxonomy places the organism in Eukaryota, Metazoa, Arthropoda, Insecta, Lepidoptera, Crambidae.